Messenger RNA from Cimex lectularius (bed bug), 1644 nucleotides. Its product is annotated as venom protease-like. Gene Ontology annotation, biological process: proteolysis. The record is from RefSeq and is a predicted model, not a curated record. Bases 33 to 1199 code for a protein of 388 amino acids. The transcript has 7 exons. Lineage: Eukaryota; Metazoa; Arthropoda; Insecta; Hemiptera; Cimicidae. Gene Ontology annotation, molecular function: serine-type endopeptidase activity.
AUUAGUCGUCGUUCAACUCUUCGACCGCGAACAUGUUUUCAGCAUUCUUUACAUUCGCCGUCUUGGCCUUGCACUUUUUAUCCUCAGUCAGCUCCCAGGGCAUUCUCAAAUUGGAUGAAGGAGAUGAAUGCACCAUAAAUGGUAUGACUGGAAAGUGCACCCUUCCAAACAACUGUAAACAUAUAAAUUUUAAGAAGACGCGGCCGCCAAUUUGCAGUUUCAGUGAUUUCACACCUGUCAUAUGCUGCAGUCCAAAGCCUUUACAAAAUUCACAAAACACUUUAAGACCUUCAGAAAAAAUGUGCAAAUCGUUGGCGAGUUUUUGCCAGCCCAGGCCGGUCUACGAGAAGAUCAAUUUAUUCCCAAGAGUAAGGCGCCAGGACAUCCCAAAUUUGGAAGAUAUCCUGACCGAACCUUCCGUCAACAACACGGAUUUCCACACGACCGUUGUCGGCGGAAAGGACGCUCAAGCGAGAAAAUACAAGGGAAUGGCGAUUUUGGGCUUUGGGAAAACCAAACGACUUGUCCGGUGGAGUUGCGGCGGCACCUUGAUCACAAACCGUCACGUCCUGUCGGCCGCUCACUGCGCACAUAGCACUCUAGGCAAGCCGAAAUGGGUUCGGGUUGGUGAGCUAGAUUACUCCACCGACACCGACGAUGCAAGACCACAGGACCGAAACGUAGAGGCCUGGAUAAGCCAUCCGAAUUAUAAAAAUCCCAUCGCUUACCACGACAUCGCGAUCGCCGUUAUGGAUACGGCUGUAGUCUUUAACGACUGGGUUGCACCGGUCUGCCUCCACACGAAGGAAAAUAUUCCUGCAGAAAAAGCCACCGUUGUCGGUUUCGGAAGGCUAGGUUUUGCUGACCAAUUGAGUACCGUUUUGCAAGAAGUAGAUUUAUCCUUGAUUGACGGGGCAAAUUGUAGAAAGCUUUUUGGCUCAGAAGGGAAGAUUACACCGAAUGGAAUUGACGCCAGGAUGCAGCUUUGUGCCGGCGAAAUUGCCGGUGGCAAGGACGCCUGUUUGGGUGAUUCUGGUGGGCCUUUUCUCAUCUCUUUACCAGGUCAAUGUCAACAAACCUUAAUAGGAGUUGUCUCUAUCGGUAAACAGUGCGCUCUGCCCAACACACCAGGAAUUUACACGAGGGUGUCUUAUUAUUUGGACUGGAUUGAAAAGACUGUUUGGCCUAAUGGUGCAUAAACAACAUUUGGUUUAAGUUUAAAUGAAUAAUAACGUUAAUUUAAUAAAUAUUUUUAACAUUUACCUGAAAAUUAAAAAAGAAUAGUAACAACAAAAUAGGGAUAUAAGUGAACAACGAACACCGUUUGGUGGGUCUUUUUUUCGCUAGAAAUAAAAUGUUCCAAUUGUACGCCAAAAAUACUGAUUUGUGAAACAACAUAUAUUUAUAAAUUUGUGAAUUUAUUUUUGAAAAUGUAGACUUUUCUAUUACAAUUGUUAAUAUAAAUAAACAUAUUAAUGUUUAAUAGUAAUAAUGUGAGUAAAACAUGUAAUACGUAAAUAGUGUAAUAGUAAAAAUGUAUUUAAUGGUAUGUAUAGUUGACGAAAAAUAGCGAAGAAAAUAUUUUUGACUUUUGACAACUAGCUGUUGUUAAAUGUUUUAAAACUGUUGACCUUCGACAAUUUU